AUGCAAGCCAAAGCCUUUGGUCCUAUUCUGCACCGAGACCUAGGCCCUAUCGAAGAGGCGCUGAACGCUGUAGAGAAGUUAGUCGAGCGUCUCAUCGAAGUUAACGAAGAAGUUGAGGAAGAAAACAACGUCAAAGCACUUACUCAAUUGACUGGAAUUCUCGGCUCCUCAAUCACCUCACCUGUGUCUGGAGGGCUCAUCAAACUUUUGGUUAGCUUCUGUUCUUUGCCUUAUUAUCAAUCGACAGGUGUUUACGCUCCAAGUGGUAGCACAGAUAUUUCCGCAUUGAAAGUCGAUUUCUUUAUUUGCUUGGAAUCUCUGGAGCAGAAGGCUGAUGAUCCAUCUGAAGAGGCCUUGCUGACUUGUCUAUCAGGUCGCGUGCUUCAGCUGCUAGAGCUACAACUGGCCUGUCUUACUACUUGGCAUCGCCUCGAACCUCCCCCAAGACCAGGUGGAAACCCGGUUGGCCCUAUUUCCACUUCAGCAGUGGUGCCAGGCGAGACUGUAGUACCUACUGCUAAUGUUGCGGGGCUGAGGCAGCAAGGGAAACCUGAAAGCUUAUUUCAGGCUACAUUAGAUGCCUAUGAACAACUAACUCAGCAGAUGAGCCUAAAAUUUGGCUUUUCUGUGGACCAUCUACGCGCCAGCCAUCUGCGCUAUGCCAGCGGACCUUUGCAGCCUGAACCUACCUCCGCAUCUCAGACUGUCGAACCAGGACCUAUUAGCAGGCAAUCUCCUUUUUUACUCUUAUUAUCCUUUAAACUUUGCUAUUAUUCACCCGCUAAAUAA
This is a messenger RNA of Protopolystoma xenopodis, 789 nucleotides long. NCBI's taxonomy places the organism in Eukaryota, Metazoa, Platyhelminthes, Monogenea, Polystomatidea, Polystomatidae. The record is from the annotation of a GenBank genome assembly.